AGAUCAUGUGAAAAAUUAUCCAAAGAUUCGUACCCGAAGACACAUUCGGGAGAUUGACGAAUCCUUUACCCAAAGACACGGUCGGCAGAUUAAUUAAUCUUUGAUCGGGAGAUUAACGAAUCCUUUUCCAGAAUAUGGUCCGCAAGUGACGUUCUUUCGGAAUGAUGCUGGUUCUACUGUAUCUCCUGGUGCUCCUCAUCCCUGGAGGCUCUCCUGCUGGAGAGUCUCAUCUGAUUGGUUCACCUGACCCCAUCGUUGCUGUAAAGGAUGAUGAUGUCAUCCUGCCGUGUUUCCAGGAACCUCCCAUCAAUGCAGAGAACCUGACAAUAGCAUGGACCAGACCUGACCUGAACCUGAAUGUACAUUUCUAUCAGGAUGGUCGUAACUUACCAGACCAGAUUAAUCGGUCUUACAAAUACAGGACCAUGCUGUUUGAAGAUGAACUGGUCAGGGGCAACGUCUCCCUGAAACUCUUCUAUGUGAGGCUGGAGGAUGAGGGGAGCUACACCUGCAAGGUUGUUAAGGACGGAAAGGUUAACAAGACUGUUAUCCAGCUCAGUGUUGUGGUCAUCUGUAAACCAGAGGUCUCCAUCCAGGGACACAGCGGCACAGGGGUGGCUCUCCAGUGUGAGUCUGGAGGCUGGUACCCAGAACCUGAGCUGGAGUGGAGGGACAGUGAGGGACGCCUCCUCCCUGCUGAUGUCACACAGACACACAGACACCCAGACCCCGGCCCUCACCAACGCUACACUGUGACAAGCAACGUGACUGUACAGCAGACAGACACCAACAGGUUCACCUGCAGGGUUCAUCUGCAGGGACUCAACCAGAUCAUGGAGACAGAGAUCCAUGUUCCUGAUCACAGUUUUCAUCCUGAGGAACAUGAACGAUCCCAGUCCAAAAAUGAACUGUAGAGACCAAGAAUCUGUCAUCAUCUCCAUCAAGAACCAGCAGCAUGAACCAACCAGCGUUCUUGAGUCCCUGUGUGUAGGUUGGUGUGUGUGUGUGUGUGUGUGCAUAUGUGUGUGUGUCAGUAAGUUUGUUAAUAAUAUGGAACUGAGAAGCAAACGUGUCUAGUCAGGAGAACAGGGUCCUUGACUCUGACCACUGAAACACUGUUAGAACUCUGUACUUCUGAUCCUCUACUGUUCUAUAGGCACUGUUAGAACUCUGUACUUCUUAUCCUCUGCUGUUCUAUAGGCACUGUUAGAACUCUGUACUUCUGAUCCUCUGCUGUUGGAUACGAGUGUCAGAACAUGUAAAUGAUACAGUUAUCACAGAAUAAUGCCUUAUCUCAGCUUGUGCUAAAUCUACCUGUUGUUUGUUUCAGUUAAAUGGGUGAUUCAGCAUGGAGACUGCUUGCUCUCCUUGUUUAACUUCAUCUCUUAUGUUUCUGAAUUUUGCACUUUUGAACUUCUGCUUUUG
Molecule: messenger RNA, 1425 nt
Organism: Osmerus eperlanus (European smelt)
Lineage: Eukaryota; Metazoa; Chordata; Actinopteri; Osmeriformes; Osmeridae
Product: butyrophilin subfamily 1 member A1-like
Exons: 6
Coding region: 162-914 (250 amino acids)
Biological process (GO): regulation of cytokine production; T cell receptor signaling pathway
Cellular component (GO): external side of plasma membrane
Molecular function (GO): signaling receptor binding
Source: RefSeq, a predicted model, not a curated record